Molecule: messenger RNA, 2592 nt
Organism: Fusarium verticillioides 7600
Lineage: Eukaryota; Fungi; Ascomycota; Sordariomycetes; Hypocreales; Nectriaceae
Exons: 2
Coding region: 1-2592 (863 amino acids)
Cellular component (GO): membrane; cytoplasm; microtubule
Molecular function (GO): GTPase activity; microtubule binding; GTP binding
Source: RefSeq, a predicted model, not a curated record
AUGAGUAGCAUCUUCGGUUCAACCUGGCGCCACGCAGGAAGUUCGUCUCCUUGGUCUUCCCCAGAACAGACUAAGAAUCUCGACCCUCCUCCCAACUGGGGUGGCGUCCAGAACCUGAUCGAUGAGACGCAGGUAUCUCUUUUUGAUGCCUUUCAGAAGCUAUCUCGUCUUCGAAGCGACAGGAACAUAGCAGUCCCACAACUCGUUGUCGUUGGUGAUCAGAGUAGCGGCAAAAGCUCUUUGCUGGAAGCUAUCGCCCGGUUCCCCUUCCCUGUGCACGGUGGUCUUUGCACCCGAUUCCCCAUCAAGCUCGUUCUCCGCAGAUCCUCGGAGGUACGAAUCAGCUACUUCAUAGAACCAGGAAGCUCACGGUCGGAUGAUGAUCGUGACAGGCUGUGCCGAUUCGAGGGUCGCCUGGCAGACACAAACAUGUUUGGCGACUGCCUGUCACGGGCAGCAGCCGUCCUUGGAGUACCUGCACCUCUUGGCUAUGAUAAGCUGCGAGAUGGAACGUCCGUCUACCAAGAGACUUCGGCAGGGUUCACGGAUGAUGUCCUUGUCGUCAAUCAAUCUGGUCCACAGCUGCCUUACCUCGAUGUGUUGGAUUUACCUGGGAUCUUUCAAGCCAGUUCCUAUGGGCAAACAGAUGCAGACCGGGCAAUCGUCACGGCCAUGGUCGAGAAGUACAUCAAAGAGGAGAGCAACCUGAUUCUGCUAGUCACCCAUGCUGGGAACUCUUACAACAACUCCAAUGCGGUGCAGGUGGUCCAAAGCAUCCUGUCUCGCGACUCUCACCUGGCACAGCGACUUAUUGGGGUUCUCACUCACCCUGAAUUCGCACAUGACACCGAUGCUCUUGAGCAAGCAAGAGACAUACUUCAUGGCCGAAAAGACAGCGCUAUACCAAAAUGGCAUGUUGUUAAGAAUUGGAACAGAUCGGACACUAUUCGUGUUCCUUUACAACAGCGAGAUGAUCAGGAAGAAGCAUGGUUUCUCGACGCUGCUAAUGGCUGGGACGAUGCGCCAAAGACAAAGGUAGGUACCAAGGCGCUCAGGAUGGCUCUCAAAGACAUGAUCUGGAAGCACAUUAAAGCCAUGCUCCCAAAGCUUGUGGAUAGGCUUCAGAAAGAGACGGCUGCUAUCAAAGAUCGCAUUGAUUUGAAUGGAAUUUUGAGGGUCGAUGACCGUGGCCGUCGGGCGUAUCUCUCGCGUAUCGCUUUGGAAUUUGAAAGGUUUGCAACACAAGGAUGUCAGGGAACAUACAUCAACCCAUCGUGUCGGAAGCCUCACCUGAGCAGCACUAGCUGCCGGACCUGCCGUGGAUUCUUUGGAAAGUUUGGCAAAGAGAACCCACUCGAACAGGACAAAAAGCUGCGAGCAAACAUCAAGGCACUGAGCACACUGUUUGCUUCAGCACUUCACGAAUGUGGCAGAACUCAAGGGAUAAAUGGCACAAACCAUAGCGCGCCUGUUCGAAAAACCGAGGACUUGUUAGCGAGUGUGAUCCCGGCUGAUCCAGCUCAGACUCUGAAGCGAGAUAGUGUGGAUAAAGGCGGUGAUAAAUCGUGCACGAUUGAGAACGUCGUCCAGGCAACGUAUGACACUCUGAUGGAUGUUGUCAGUACCUCUUACCAUGAGGAUAAGGUCACAGAAGGGAUUGUUGCCGAAGCUGUCAAAGCCCAAUACUACACACAUGAUAAGUCUGGACUCACCACUCGGGAAGAGCAUGAGCGCUGGGUCGCCGAACGUAUCCAACGGUGGAGUGGUGGCGAAGCUCCGGGAGAAACCAAUCCUGUCGUCUUUUCGGGACUUUCUGAAUGGCAGUCAGAGAAGUGGGCUGACAUCGCAAGUCAGCACUUGGAUGCUGUUUGGCGCGCUGUACGCCGAUUCAUCGACGCAGUGCUGAGCGCAGCCUGCGAUGACGAGGAUGUUCGCCAGGCUCUUCGGGAACACCAAAUCCUCCCCAAGCUUGGCGAAAUGGAGGCGACUUCUCACGGCGACUUGCGGAGGCUGCUUGACUGCCAUGGGAGGGAUAGCACGUGGUUUUCUCAUGGCUUCGUCAAUCUGGCUCGUCUGCGGCACGAAAAAGACCCGCUUGCUAGUGAUCAGGGAAUGGGAGGCCAGCCUAUCGUCUCCCACAAACUCUUGGACUUGGCCAAGGAGGCCAUCAUGAAAAGCCUAUUCGCCCAAGGUCUAGGUUCUGAGGUCGUCUCUCGCGUAGUUCAAUCAAGCCUUGAAGGAGUCUUUGGCUCGCACCGUAACUCCACCGAAGCGGCGGUCAUAGGGCUUGCCACGGCUGAUUACAACAUUUCCGCAGCAUCGCGCGUCAUUUUGCAGGAAGAGACCUGUUACGAGAUGAGCAUGAUAGCCUUCGUAGGCUACGUCAACACGUGGGUUGUUGGACAAGGGAUCCUGGACCAGCUGCCCGCUGAGAUCCUUACGCAGGAGAUGGUCCGCGAAAUGAAUGAAGGGAUGGUCGAGAAGAUUGCUGGCCAAACCGAGACAGUCAUGGCGCAGCAUGCACGAGACAACCUGGACCUCCAGACAAUGAACGAGGUAUUGAAGACGAUGAGGAAGUAUACGAAGGCCUAG